AUGAUGCGAAUGACUGAGGCUCAAGGCCGAUCAUUUGCGUCCUUUUCACGGAGCGCAAGCUUACCAGGGGCAAGACUGUGCAAAGUCAAAAUCAUCCGCUCCGGAUGUACCAAACACCAUCGCCGAACCCUCAUCUUCCUCUGCCGCAAUAAAUUCGGCCGCGCUGCCCGUAUCGAAGUCAUACCCAACAGCAAGGCGGGAUUCGUAAACCCCGCAGAAGCAGAAGGAUUUAUCACUCGAUUGAAAGAGCACUACAAAUUUCCUGAGUUCGAAGAGGGAACUAAGUGGUGGGCGAAAUGCUACGAGUGUUGUGAAUACCCUCUACAAUGGCCGGAGUCAUGGUCCUCGGAUGUUGUGCGGCAGGUUGAGAGUAUGACUCACCGCGAUGAAGAUGGGCAGUUGAAUAAGAAUGAAAUGGACCGGUUGAGAGAGAUUAUACGGAUUGGGCAGUGCCCGGACAAUCACCACCCGUGGCAGAGGGGUGUGGAGUACUGGGAGGUGGAUGGGAUUCCGCGCGGCCAAAGUGAAGAGGCACCGUAG
Molecule: messenger RNA, 540 nt
Organism: Westerdykella ornata
Lineage: Eukaryota; Fungi; Ascomycota; Dothideomycetes; Pleosporales; Sporormiaceae
Exons: 2
Coding region: 1-540 (179 amino acids)
Source: RefSeq, a predicted model, not a curated record